This is a messenger RNA of Trypanosoma conorhini, 1851 nucleotides long. Its product is annotated as viral A-type inclusion protein. The record is from RefSeq and is a predicted model, not a curated record. The annotation marks the transcript as partial. The transcript has a single exon. Lineage: Eukaryota; Euglenozoa; Kinetoplastea; Trypanosomatida; Trypanosomatidae.
AUGCGUCUUGCUGAGGAUCGCUUUCGAGCUAAAGAAAAGGAAUGGUGGCGAAUUGAAUCUGCACUUCGAGGUGAAAUCGACUUUUUAAAGAAUAAUAAUGACCAGGGAGGUAGGGAAGUCUAUCGCGCCUUUCAGGAGCAGUUGGCCUCUUUCAAACAAGAAGUCACUGCUUUUCGAGGUGAACGUAGGACAAGUCGUGUUCCAUUCAGCUUUCCUAUGGGAGGCACCACAAUCGAUGAUGAAGAUGAACGUAUCAGUGAACUUGAAACAGAGGUACAAACGAAUACAAGCCGAAUUAAAGCUCUUGAAGAGAUUAAUACUAGCUUGACUCGAAAGAAUGCAGAUGUUUCAAAAGAAAAUGAGAAACUUCGAGAAGAAAUUGAAAAUCUUCAGGACAAAUGUUCCCGUAUUGAAGAUCGCUCAAGUGAACGUGAGGUUCGUAUAAAGGAACUAGAAGUGCUUCUUGCUUCUGCUAAAAAGAACACUGUUUUACCUGUGGGUUCUGAACAUAAGCAUACCACCAAAAACGAUAAGUUUUCAGAACUCGGAAUUGAGGAUAUUUUGCGAGAAAACGCAGAGUUACAAGCUUCUUUACAACGUUAUGAACGACAGAUUACUGAUUUAAAGGCUUCCCAUGAACAACAACUUGCGUUUCAAGAGGCUCGCCAAAAUGAGCAACUGACACAAAUUGGAGAUCUGUUGCGGCAAAGUGAAGGUACUCGAUUACGUUCAUCACCACAUAACUCAUUAAAAGCAUCUGCAGCAGAUCUUUUUCAAGAGUUACAAGAUCUUAUCUUGAAGGAGAAUGAUCAAAGUCUGAGAAGGAAAGGUGAAAUGGAUUCUGUUGUGGUCGACAAAUUUUUAAAGGACAAGAUCGACUGCGUUGAUGAUGUCAUGCGUUCGCUUGAGGCUGCAUGGGCGAAUGAAGAAGAAUCCAAGAGGGAAAUCAUAAAGUUGCGUCAUGAAAAUGCUGAACUUGUCGCUGCAAUUGGGGGCAGUGAACAACGUGGAAAGGAAGAUGAAUUACGCAGAGACGUCCCGCAUUUGGAUCCUCGAGAAGAACAACGUCAAAGAGAUAUUCAACGCGAACAAGCUGAAAGGGAUCAUCUUACGGAGCAGCUUGAUAGCUUGCAGUAUGAUAAUAAACUCAAGGACGAUAAAAUCCAUGAUCUUCAGGCUCGUUUGAACGAAUUGGAAAAUCGCCUCAAAAAUGAUCAAGAGUUUUUACGGCGGCAUGACAAUAUAUCAAAGGAAAAUGCAAUUGAACAGAGAAUGAGGAAACUUGAGGCGGCUAUUGUAGAAAAAGAGGCCGAUCUAAGUGAAUUUUCAAAAUCAAAAGAUAAAAGAAUUCAAGAAUUAAAUUCCCAGUUGGCAGCAAUGCGGAAUGCGAAUGAUGGGCUGUGGAAGCAGCUUGUUAAUCUUCAAGAGAAAAACUCAGCAAGUCAAGGACGUCCAUCAAGUGGACGCGCUUCUCGAACACCACGAGGAAGUGCAAGACGUCAUUCUAUAGAACAUUUGGCUUAUUCCCAAACAUCUACCCAAGCCUCAGAAGAAAGAAGAAGAACUGUUGUUGCCGACGGAGCGCAUCUUGCCGUUACAAUUGUUGAAUUGUCUGAUGUGAUGCGAAAUGGCAAACCUAUUACAGAACCUGGAUACGUUAUUAUAAAAGGGAAGUCGGUAAAGGAGAAGUACAAGACCUCUGUCAAGGAGUUGGCAUCAGUUAUAAGGUUCGAUGAGACGUUUAUCUUUUAUCUUGCUCAGCCUGAUGAGGAUGUGAUAACGCUUCAUGUCUACUAUAAGGCAAAAAACAGCUCACGUGAAUUUCAUGUUGGUGAUGCUUGUUUUACAAUG